Molecule: messenger RNA, 873 nt
Organism: Paramuricea clavata
Lineage: Eukaryota; Metazoa; Cnidaria; Anthozoa; Malacalcyonacea; Plexauridae
Source: the annotation of a GenBank genome assembly
AACAUAAUAAAUCGCUGUCAGCAUGGUUUUACUCCCGGGAAAUCCUGCACUACUCAACUCAUCCAAGUUAUAGAUACAAUUGGUAAACUUCUUGAUCAAGGAGAGCAGAUAGAUGUCGUUUAUCUUGGUAUGUCCAAGGCAUUCGAUAAAGUGAAUCACAAGAAGAUGAUCGAUAAACUCCGUAGUUUUGGAUUCAAUGGUGGCUUGCUUUCUUGGUUCCAGUCCUAUCUUCGCCAUCAUCGACAAAAAGUAACAGCGUUAGGAUCUACGUCGACGCCUGUGACAUCCGGAGUACCACAAGGAUCUAUCUUGGGUCCAAUCCUGUUUCUGCUUUACGUGAAUGAUCUACCCGAUGCGAUAUCCUUGUCUACAAUUGCAACCUUCGCAGACGAUACCAAAUUGUUCCAAUGCAUAUUGUGUGAAGCAGACAGCUGUCUCCUACAAGAAGAUCUGACUAAUAUAAACAACUGGUCAUCGUCUUCUGAUCUUAUGUUUAAUCAGUCUAAAUGUAAAGUUCAGACAAUAUCGCGUAAACGAAAUCCCAUUAUGGCCUCAUACUCCAUGGGAAAUAUGCAGCUCGACCACUGUUUCCAAGAACGUGACCUUGGAGUAUGGAUCUCGUCUGAUCUAUCGUGGAAGAAGCAGGUAGAAUCGCAGAGUACAAAAGCAAACCAGAUCUUGGGGUACGUGAAAAGAACAUCAACGUACAGCAGAUCUUACUUAAUACGAUCAACACGGACAUGGAACGCACUACCGACAGAAAUAACCCAAAACCACAACAAAUCUUCUCUUGCCACUUUCAAGAAUAUUCUGAAAGAAUACUACUACUCCGCUCUUUCCUUAACUUUCGACCCUGAUGACCCACGUACAUGA